CUUAUCAUUGGUCCAACCUUGAGCGGCAUGUCCUAAUUGGCCGUGUGGGAGGAAGGAAUGUGUGUGGAAGAUAAGAUGCUGUGAUGCCAUUGUUUUAUCUCGUUUGCAUUGGAGUGGAAAGUACCGGUAAUUGCAGAGUUUGAGAAAGUUCAUUUUGUAAAAAUAUGGGUAAAUACAAUUCGUAUACUGCCACUUUCAAGUUGCGCGUAAUCGCAUUUGCAGAAGAGCAUGGAAGAGAAUUUUCAGUAAGUGAAAAACUUGUUCGUGACUGGCGAAAACAAACAGACAACUUGAAUAACACGUGACGACAGCGGCGACUAAGAUGACGUUGACAUCCCGGCAAAUGAAUCUGAUGCAUCAGAAUCUAGUUCAGACAAUAAAUAGAUAAACUUGGUACUCUUCCCCCAGAUGCAAUUGUAACUGCAUCAUUUAUAGCUGAUGUUGAUGAGCUGUUUGACAGUGUUAAUGGAGCCGACAAUUUCCUCAAGGUGGAAAACUACUAAGAUGUCAAGUGUCUGCUUCAAGUCCACAUGUAGAAUAUUGGCAAGGAAAAGCAAAAAGCAUGGUUCACAAUUGGCGGUUUUGUGAGGAUCCUGCUGCUGAUAAGCGUUUGAAGCGUGAACGGAAAAGAAAAUCACCACCAUUGAAACCAGGUAAGAGGCGUUCUAACUCAUCCUCCAUCCCAGUGGGGUUGGAUCACUUUCAUAAAUAGAAUUUAACAUGUAUGAAAUGUACUCUCUAAGGCAGGAUUCACGUACUUGCAGCCACGGGCUCUGAACCAGGACCCACUUGAGAAUCUAUUUGGAUUAAUUCGAUCGUACUGUGGUGCAAACCACAAUCCAACAAUUUCUCAGUUUGCUGGAGCUUUCAAAACUCCUGUUGUGAACGGUUUGGCAUUGAAAGGAUUAACUGGAAACUGUCAGGCAGAUGAUGCUGCCAUCUUAAGUGACUUGAGAGACUUCCUCGUUAGUGAACUAAAAGAAACAGAAAAAAAAACAGACAGCGUAUCAACUGAUGAAGUUGAAGGUAAAGAAACGUGUCAGGAUGUGCUUGCAGAAAUUGAAUCUGCUGUGGAAUCUGGUGAUCAGUCAGUUCUGUCAGCAGCAUAUGUAGCUGGUUUCAUAGCUCGUAAACUUCUAAGGACAUUAAAUUGUGACUGUUGUAAGAGACUUUCAACUGGCAGCAGCUUAGAUUUUUGCAACACUGCUAUUGCUCUCAAGGAAUAUUCACAUUUAUCGGACAGUCUAACAUACCCUAUACAAGACCUGGUAGCGUAUGUUGCUAGGUUUGCUGUGGUAUUUGAUGACUUCAUGGUUUCUAACAGCCACAUUGAUAAAGUUGUGGAAUUUAUGUGUAAACAUGCUAAAAAUAUACUUCCAUUGUCAUGGCUAGAAAAUUCAAACUGUGAUCAUUAUGAUUACCUUCAAAAUGGCAUUGUUAAAGCAGCUGCUGAGAUUUCAGUUCGAUGGUGGUGCAAGAGAGUGAACCGGAAUUUGGUAACAUCCAAAAGAAUAAAACAACAAGCUAAGAAAAUGUGUAUUCUUACCCACACAUAAACGUUUUGUGCUAGUGGUUUGCUGUUCUAUCCAUGGUACAUUUUCUGUUGUUGCUUUUAAUUUUUACUGUUUUGCUUCUUGUUUUCAUAUGUAAUACUUUUCGGUUCAUUGCUGCAGGUUACAAAAGUCACAAAUAAUUGACAAAUUGUGAUGUGUUGUCACUAAGUCCCUAAAAAGUAACAGAAUGUAGGACAAGGUCACGAAAAAUUUUUAUAGUGUUUUAUUUUAAUGAGUAAUACGUGAUUGUGUAACUGGCAAAGCCUAGCAUUUUUUCCAUGCCUUUCGGCCAGCAAUAUAUAGAAAAAAGUGUAGAAAAGUUGUAUUAAUAUAUGUAUAUAGGUCCUUCGCUAUUGAAUUCAAUGUUGUAAUGUAAAUUCUGUGAAAUAUUUAAUGUACCGUAAACUGGGACAACUUUGGCCCUUCAGGUCAACUUUGUCCCACACAGAGAAAAAAGAUGAAUUAUAUUGUUUUAGAAAUGUUUUUCAAAAUAACAUGACGAACAUUAGUUAGACAUAGUUCCUAUUAUGUUACUGUUUAGAAUAUGUAGGUAGGGAAUUUUUGUACCACAUCAGUUGUGGUGGUAUCACUGUUACAAAAGAACCAGCUGUUUCAUGAAGAAUUAUUUAGUGCACAACUUUGUGGUGUGCAUAAUUUGAUUUUAGUCUGAAAAAUCUGGUAAGUGUAAAAUUAAUCUAUUUAUGCAUAUGUCCUUACAGGAACAUUUCAAUAUCAGCUUAAUUGUACAAAUUUUUUUCAACUUUGCUUAUAGUAAUAGCAAAUGUCAAUUUAGAGGUUAGUUUGGACAACUUUGUCCCGGGUUAAAGUUGCACCAUUGAAAAAAAAUUAACUUCAUUGUCAUUCUUAAUGUUUUAAUGUUUCAGAAAACUUUAUAUUACAUUGAGGCCAAACUAUGCUAGAUAUUUUUCACUUGUUUAUAUGUUUCAGGGAGUCAAACAGGCAGCACUAUGAGAACAGUGAGAAAGGGAAGUAGAAGUAAGAUAGGGAGUCGAAGAUAUCAGGACUACACAGAAGAUACUUUACAGAAGUGUUUGGAAGAUAUUAGGGAAGGUAGACUUUCUCAGAGGGCAGCAGAGAAGUUUUGGAACAUCUCCCGCAGCACAAUAAAAAACAAACUGAAAGGUGUGCACACUAAAAAACCAGGUAGGCAGCCAAUACUAACCGAAGAAGAGGAAGAAACACUUGUUGAACAUACUACGAUUUUAUGUGAUUUUGGUUUUCCCAUCACAGAAUAUGCUUUAAGAUGUGUUGUAAAACUUUAUUUAGACAAAAUGGGUCGAAAUGUUUGUGAGUUCCGUGACAACCUACCAGGUUAUGACUGGGGACGGCACUUUCUGGAACGUCACCCCGAGUUAACUUGCCGCAUAUCCUCAAACAUUAAGCGAGACCGGGCUGGUGUAGAUAAGGAGACAUUACUUAAAUAUUUUUUAAAUCUGGAGAAAAGUGUCGAAGGCAUUCCACCUGAAAAUAUGUGGAAUUACGAUGAAUCCAACCUGACUGACGACCCAGGAAGCAGAAAAGUUUUAUCAAGGCGCGGAAUGAAACAUGUUGAGCAAGUAAUGGAUUCUUCCAAAACGUCUACAUCAGUUAUGUUUUGUGGAAAUGCAAAAGGGGAACUUCUGCCUGUCUAUGUUGUUUACAAGGCAGAAAAGUUAUGGGACACAUGGAUGGAAGGGGGUCCGAAAGGUGCACGAUUUAAUAGGUCGAAGAGUGGAUGGUUUGACUCGGGAUCAUUUGAAGACUGGUUUUUCCAUCUUGUGCUCCAUAGACUCAAAAGACAAGAAGGAAAAAAGUUACUGAUAGGAGACAACUUAGCAUCUCACAUUAGCAAGGAAGUCAUUGCAGCCUGCCAAGAAAAUGACAUUGUCUUUGUUUGCCUGCCCCCACACUCCACCCAUCUGACACAGCCACUUGAUGUGGCAUUCUUUCAUCCACUGAAGGCAGAAUGGAGGAAAAUUCUACAUGAAUGGCGUAAAACUCCUAGCGGAGAGCGUUUCAAAACUCUACCGAAGGAUGUAUUCCCUAGAUUGCUGAAUAAACUUGUGGGAGUCUCUGUUCAAACAAGGGGCAAAAUUUAGUCUCAGGUUUCAAAAGUUGUGGCAUUCAUCCUCUUGAUGCAACCAAAGUUUUGAAACGAUUGCCAGGUGCUGAAGUUUCUGUGAAUGUUGAGAUUGUCAGUGAAGCAUUCCUCGAAACAGUAAUCAGUAAAAGAUCAGAGGCCACACCUUCGAUUCGAAAGAAGAGAAAACUUGUAAACGUUGAACCUGGUAAAGGAAUCACUCCAACAGACAUGGAUACCGGUACACAAGUCGUCUCAGAACCUAAACAAAAGAGAAAGAGGGGAAGGCCGAGGAAAGACGAUUCUACCUCAUCUGACGAGGGAUCCAGUUUUGACAUUUCUGAUUCCACAAGUGACGAUCUGGAAUCUGAAAACCAAAAUUCCGAUUCUGAGUGCCUAACUCCACACAAAAAUGAAUCAUGGAAGGAAGAACUAAGUGAGUGUGACUAUGUUGCAGUCAAAUACAAUGGAGAACUCUAUCCUGGCAGCAUUGUUGGUUUCCCCAUAGAAGAUAACAGUAGAAUUAAGAAAGUUAAGGUGAUGUGCAUGGAAAAAACUAUGAAAUUUUGGAGAUGGCCAGUCAAUGGUAAAGAGGACAUAAUGAUUUAUGAUUUUGAUGACAUAAUAAUGAAAAUACGUGAGCCUGUGCCAAUAAGGAGGGGAUAUUUUUCUGUCCCUCAACUAAACACUUUCAUUUCAUAAAGAGUUUUUCUGACUAACCUAUGUAAAAAUGUUUUUACAUUUACUAUAUGUUGCCUAAUAAUUUUUAAUGGUGUCUCACAAGUGUGCUUGGAUAUAUGGUUGCAUUAGUUAUCAUUAUAAGGUACCAAUAUAUUAAAAAUAAUAAAUAUUUUACUGUGGUUUUUGUAUUCUGUCUUUAGAUAAUAAGUUUUUUCCUAAUAAAAUGUUUAAAAAAAUGUUUUUGGUGAUUUAUUUGGUCUUAUAUUCUAGGUAUAACUGUAAAUAACAUUGUCCCACAAACCCAUUUGAACAACAUUAACCCUCUAAUAAAAAUACACUCACUACUGCGGUAAAAAUGAUAUUGGGCUAAAGAUGUCCUACAAUGGGACAACUUUAACCCACCGAAACAAUAAUUUGUUAAAAACAAUAAAAUUUUAUAAAACUACAAACCGACAUAACUACUUGUUCCCAAAACUUUCACCUCUACACCAAAAAUGUUUUGGAAAAUUUUACUUUAUUAAUGCAAAAGGUCAGAAGCAUCAAAUUUGAAAAAUUGAAAAAAGUGGGUUAAAGUUGGCCCAGUUUACGGUACUUGUUUAUGGUACAGUGUGUGUUUAUUGUGUUAACUGUGCUCUUGUACACCCUAUAGUUGCGCAUGCGCAGUGAUACUAAGAUUAGUACAAGAUGGAACCUCUGCUACUAUGCAAUAGAAGUUAAAACUCGCCGUCACAAAGUGUAAAAUUAACAAAUUCCAGUGCAACAUUGCACCAUUUUUGUUUAUUUAUUGUUGUAGCACAGGAUUUCAACAUUGCCAGAUGCAUGUAGUCUUGUAAUUGUACUUAUAUUUGGGGUGUUUUGGUCUUUGAUGCGUACAAUGUGCUUUUGUACAAGAAAUGACGAUCUGGUAUGUGGGAAGCCUGCACAUGCUUUGUGUUGGUAAAUAAGGCGGUGGUGUGUUAACGAUUAUUGUUACGCUUGAUUGUGAUUUAGUUUUACUAUAUUUCGGUAAUGUUUUUUGUAUCUUCAAAUUAAUAUACGUAUACGCUAUAUCUGUAUAUCAUCUUGUAUUGUGUACGUACUGCAAGUAGAUAAUAUGUAUAUGUACAUGUGCAUAUGUGACUUUGAUGGUAAUCAAACAAAGUGUUUUCAGAAAUUGUGUGUUGGUCUGAUAGUUUAUGUUAUGUAUUUAUAAAUUUCAUCUGUAAAGUCAGCAAAAGUAACUGUUGUGUUUCAAGCAAAUUUAUUUUAAAAUACAAUUUUUAUAAUGUAAGGUGUUGUAGUUAAAUUAUGUUGACAUAUUGGCAACCAAUGCCUUACAGUGAAAUUUGGUGACACACUAUGGCUAUGAAGAUACAUAUAUAGGUUUUUUUUAAAGCUAACAUUUACUGUUGGUUUUUGUGGCGAGUACAUAGUAAAAUAAGAAACAAGAAGUUUAAGGAAGUAAAAAAAAUGUGAAUGUGAUUGUAUUUGUUUUAAUUUGCGAACAUUUUUUGUUUCAGGUUGAUUUACAUACAUUAUGUCGAUAAAAGUUGUGAAAAGGGUUAUAUGCUAUUUUGCUGGAUGUAGGCCUAUGCCUAUAUUUACUGAAAAUGAAAUGCACUUGUGCCUUAUUUAUACUUUUAUACUAUUUUAUGCCAAUGUUGAUCUGUAUUGCAGAUUCUGUAUAUUUAUAAGAAGUGAUAAUGUUGUGUAAUGGUGAAAAUGUUGAAUUUAUUAUUAGUGUGAUCAUAAUGUUUUGUUUUUAAGUUCCAUUACAGAUACUGAUCACAAACGCAACAGUGAUAGUUAAAUAAACUCAUACUACAGACAUUGAUAGUUAUAAUUAUAUAUUUUGUGUACCUUCCGAACAUUGUCAGUGAGACAUAUAGCUACUGAAUAUAAAUAGGUCUUCAAUAUGUAUGCAAUGUAGAAAACAUUAUGUCAUUGAAUAUUUUUAACAAAAUAAAAAUUACAUAUUGCACAUAGAAA
Bacillus rossius redtenbacheri is the source of this 6282-nucleotide messenger RNA. RefSeq lists its product as uncharacterized. Gene Ontology annotation, cellular component: nucleus. Lineage: Eukaryota; Metazoa; Arthropoda; Insecta; Phasmatodea; Bacillidae. Gene Ontology annotation, molecular function: DNA binding. The record is from RefSeq and is a predicted model, not a curated record. The transcript is spliced from 2 exons. Bases 2522 to 3652 code for a protein of 376 amino acids.